AUGGUUAAAGCAGUUGCUGUUGUCAGAGGAGACUCUAAGGUUUGCGGAGUUGUCAACUUCGAACAAGAAAAUGAAAAUGACCCAACCACCAUCUCGUGGGACAUCUCGGGCAAUGAUCCCAACGCGUUGAGAGGCAUGCACAUCCACCAGUUUGGUGACAAUACCAACGGUUGUACCUCUGCUGGCCCUCACUUCAACCCCUUCUCCAAGACCCACGGUGCCCCAGAGGACGACAACAGACACGUUGGCGACUUGGGCAACAUCACCACCGACGCUUCUGGCGUGGCCAAGGGCACCAGAAAGGACCUUUUGGUGAAGUUGCUUGGUCCCAACUCUGUCAUUGGCAGAUCUGUGGUUGUCCACAGUGGCACCGACGACUUGGGUAAGGGCGGCAACGAGGAGUCUUUGAAGACUGGUAACGCCGGCACCAGACCUGCUUGUGGUGUUAUUGGCGUCACCAACUGA
This is a messenger RNA of Candidozyma auris, 465 nucleotides long. It is a transcript of the gene SOD1, whose product is annotated as superoxide dismutase SOD1. The transcript is spliced from 2 exons. Bases 1 to 465 code for a protein of 154 amino acids. Gene Ontology annotation, molecular function: copper ion binding; superoxide dismutase activity. Lineage: Eukaryota; Fungi; Ascomycota; Pichiomycetes; Serinales; Metschnikowiaceae. Gene Ontology annotation, biological process: removal of superoxide radicals. The record is from RefSeq and is a predicted model, not a curated record.